GCGGUGUCUGCGCGCUCUCUGGUCCAGGACUCCACGGCUCCGCCAGCACUUGGGUCCAUGGGGAGCCGAGAGUGGGCAAGAACCGAGUGCUGGAGCCAGGAAAGCCCGGAGGCCCCGACAUGGAGAGACAGGUGAGGCUGCCUACGGGAGAGCCCUGCCGAGAAGGUUAUGUGCUGUCUCUGGUUUGCCCAAACUCCUCACAGGCAUGGUGUGAGAUCACAAAUGUGUCACAGCCACUGGCUUCUCCCAUUCUCUACACAAACAUGAAUUCCAGCAUAACCAACUUGAACAUUCCCGCCAAUGCAGAGAACAAAUACAGCCUCUAUGUGGGCUUGCUACUGGCCAUAAGCUCCAGUAUUUUCAUCGGCUCUAGCUUCAUAUUGAAAAAGAAGGGCCUUUUGCAACUCGCCACCAAGGGUAUUACUAGAGCAGGACAAGGAGGACAUUCUUAUCUCAAGGAAUGGCUUUGGUGGGCAGGACUACUGUCCAGUAAGUUCUUACUACAAGAAUUGAGCUCAUUUAUGAAAUUGGGAGCAGGAGAGGCUGCAAACUUUGCAGCUUAUGCAUUUGCGCCUGCCACCUUGGUCACUCCCCUAGGCGCCAUGAGUGUUCUCAUAAGUGCGAUCUUGUCUUCCUAUUUUUUAAACGAGCACUUGAACAUUCAUGGCAAAAUUGGCUGUGUAUUAUGUAUACUGGGGUCAACUGUGAUGGUUAUCCAUGCCCCGCAAGAAGAGGAAGUUACUUCUUUGCAUGAAAUGGAAAUAAAAUUGAGAGAUCCAGGAUUUAUUUCCUUUGUCGUGAUCAUAACUUUGAUCUCCUUGGUGCUGAUUUUGAUUGUGGCUCCCAGGAAAGGACAGACCAAUAUACUGGUCUACAUUUCCAUCUGUUCUUUGAUUGGAGCAUUUUCAGUGUCUUCUGUCAAGGGCCUGGGAAUCGCCGUUAAGGAGCUCCUAGAAUGGAAGCCAGUCUACAAGAAUCCCAUGGUCUUCGUGUUGCUGGCAGUGCUUGUGCUUUCAGUAACUACACAAAUUAACUAUCUCAACAAAGCACUGGACACUUUUAACACAUCUCUUGUGACUCCCAUUUACUAUGUGUUUUUCACCUCCACGGUAGUGACAUGUUCUGCCAUCUUGUUCCAGGAAUGGUAUGGCAUGAAAGCGGGAGAUAUCAUUGGGACCUUGAGCGGUUUCCUCACCAUCAUCAAUGGCAUCUUCCUUCUCCAUGCAUUUAAAAAUACUGACAUUACCUGGAAGGAGCUUACAUCCACUACCAAGAAAAGCAUGGUUUCUCCAAAUGGCAAUGAGGAUAAUUAUGUUUUAUUAGAGAACAUAGACUGUCCAACCACAGGAUAUGAUGAUGACAUUACCUUAUUUAGCAGGACAGAUGAGCAAAAUCCAUAUAAAUCCUGAAUUUUAACCAAUCAGAUACUUGUGGAGAAGAAGACAGACUCAUUUUUAGAAGGACUACUGGGAAAGCUAGUGUGCUUACCAUGUUUGUAAAUACUUCACAUGUGAGGCUGAAGAAAGAAGCUUUCAUUUGACCCUUCAAUUUGAUAUUCCUCCAAAAGACUUCUGCAUU
Molecule: messenger RNA, 1578 nt
Organism: Perognathus longimembris pacificus (Pacific pocket mouse)
Lineage: Eukaryota; Metazoa; Chordata; Mammalia; Rodentia; Heteromyidae
Gene: Nipal1
Product: NIPA like domain containing 1
Exons: 6
Coding region: 120-1409 (429 amino acids)
Biological process (GO): magnesium ion transport
Cellular component (GO): membrane
Molecular function (GO): magnesium ion transmembrane transporter activity
Source: RefSeq, a predicted model, not a curated record